This is a messenger RNA of Dunckerocampus dactyliophorus (ringed pipefish), 4390 nucleotides long. RefSeq names its product kinesin family member 6 (gene kif6). Bases 83 to 2452 code for a protein of 789 amino acids. Lineage: Eukaryota; Metazoa; Chordata; Actinopteri; Syngnathiformes; Syngnathidae. Gene Ontology annotation, biological process: microtubule-based movement; mitotic spindle organization. The transcript is spliced from 22 exons. The record is from RefSeq and is a predicted model, not a curated record. Gene Ontology annotation, molecular function: microtubule binding; microtubule motor activity; ATP binding.
GCAACACACACGAACUCAAUGCAAGACCGGCAGUCAGCGCACAAAAUCGUAGAGUAAACAAUAGGUUUCUAGAGGAAAAAACAUGGUGAAACAGACAAUUCAGAUAUUUGCUCGUAUCAAGCCCACUAAAAAAAACACCGCGGUGUACUCCGUCAGCAGCGAAGAGCAGGCGAGCGCUUCUUUGGAGUUUGUGGUGCCGAAGGACACAGCUGAUGGUUUUGUCAACAACAAGAGGGAGUGCUUCAAAUUCAGGUUCCAAAAGGUGUUUGAUCAGGCAACCAAACAAGAAAGGAUAUUUGAAGACAUCGCCAAACCCGUCGCAGACAGUGUAUUGGCAGGCUACAACGGCACCAUCUUUGCCUAUGGCCAGACAGGCAGUGGGAAGACCUUUACCAUCACAGGAGGGGCAGAGCGCUUCAGCGACCGUGGCAUUAUUCCUCGUACACUGUCAUACCUCUAUGAGUGCUUCAGUCUGGACAGCAGCACUAUGUAUACGACACACAUCUCCUACCUGGAGAUUUACAAUGAAAUGGGCUAUGACCUUCUGGAUUCCAGACAAGAAGCAUCUCGAUUGGAGGACCUACCAAAAGUAAUUAUCAUGGAAGAUCCUGAGCAGAACAUCCAUCUCAGGAAUCUUUCAUUGCAGCAGUCUGCAAAUGAAGAGGAGGCUCUCAAUCUCUUGUUUUUGGGCGACACCAAUCGAAUGAUUGCAGAAACUCCCAUGAACCAGGCUUCCACACGUUCCCACUGUAUUUUCACAGUGCACUUGUGUAGGCGUGAGCCAGGCUCUGAUACUCUGCGGCGCUCCAAACUUCACCUGGUAGACCUUGCCGGGUCAGAUCGAGUUAGCAAGACAGGCCUAAAUGGGCAGUUGCUCACUGAAGCCAAAUACAUCAACCUGUCCCUUCAUUACCUAGAGCAGGUGAUUAUUGCUCUAUCAGAGAGGAAUCGCUUCCAUAUUCCGUACAGGAACUCCAUGCUGACCUCUGUGCUGAGAGAUAGUCUUGGAGGCAACUGUAUGACCACUAUGAUUGCCACUGUAGCAGUUGACAAGACUAACCUAGAUGAAUCCAUCUCUACAUGCCGCUUUGCUCAGCGGGUGGCUAUCAUCAAGAACGAGGCCGUAUUGAAUGAAGAACUUGAUCCUACCCUGUUGAUAGCUCGCCUGAAGCAGGAGGUUCAAUCUCUGAAGGAGGAGCUGUUCAUGCUGACAGGAGAGGAGAGAGAUGGCCAGCUUACCAUGGAGGAGAUCCAGAAGUUGGAGGAAUUGGUCAAGGCCUUUCUAGAUGAUCCUGGUCCAGAUGUAACACUGUCUUUGGGACCAGACAUGAGAAAAAUCCAGUACUGCUUCUCUCUGUUAAAGACAAUGGUUCUGGCCAGUAGAAUUGGACGCAGCAGUAACUGUGAUAUACAGGCAUCACCAGCAGUCAUACCAGAGGAAAAAGACAUUUGUGAGCACCACAGUGCAGAAGAAGUCGCCAAACUCAAGGAGAUGUUGAUGCAACGCAACAAUGAGAUCAGUAUCCUGGUUAAGCUUUUGAAGAAGGAGAAAAAAAGGGCAAAUGAUGCCAUACUUCAGCUCACCAGUAUCACCAACAGACAGAAGCAUGCCAUCAUGAGUGACUCCAGUUUGUCAGCAAUGCCACAGUUGAAAGACGGAAACAACGAACCUUCCUCGAAUACUCCUGGAGGACGAGCUGUACUGUACAUGAAAAGAGGGCCGCUGCUGUCAGUGGGUAAGCAAGAGGCCUUUGAGAGCUUUAUUACGGACCACGAGGAUCAUGUCAUCAUUGAAGACAACAGGAGCCUGCUCAAACAGAGGUCAGCAGAGGCCAGAAAACUUGGGGAACAACUUCAUGACGCCAAACAAAAAAUCAAUGAGUUUAAGAAGCAGAUAGAAAUACAUCGGAGACAGAGAGCAGUUUAUGGCGUGACAGGAAAUCAUCAAAAUGUUGAUGAGGAACAAGACCUAGUGGAGGAAAACCUGCGCAAAAAUAUUGAGCAAGAAAAGAAAACUUACAAAAACACUGUUGGACACCUGAAAGCACUGAAAACAGAGAUUGAGCACCUCCAGCUGUUGUUGGAGAGGGCAAAGGUCAAACUCCAGAAGGACUUCCAAAAGUGGUGGAGUGAGGAGGCUUCCAAUGUGCAGGAAACAGAAGCCAGAAGUCAAACAAGAUCUCCGUGUGGAACCUUACAGCCAUCCUCACCUUGUAGUCCAGGUUUUGAAUAUAUGCCAGCCAGACCUGGUGUGCAGGCCACUGUUAAACCUGACCCAACAGACAGGGCCUGUUCAAGUUCUUCAUGUCAGGACUUCAGAGCUCUUUCCACAUCUUCACUGUCACCUUCUUCUAUCCCACUGACUGGAGACCAUCAGGCUGACGCAGACAUCCUGGCCUUCAUCAGAGCCAGGCAAAACCUCCUCAGCAGGACAGGUGCUCCUCAGCAGUAACGUCAAUGGGCCCUUACAGUGCAUAUGCUGUUGCCAUACCUGUACAGUGUACACAUAUUGGACAUUUUACACAGGUGAUCAGGAUGAAAGAAAAACAACUGGAUCCAAACCACAUUACGGUCUUGUGCCAACACACAUCCUGCCAGAGAUGCUGCCUCUGUAAUAAUGAGCAGCAGCAGCCUGGUAUAAAUCAAACUGUGUCAUCCAUUUGAACUGAACAAAUGUUGUUUCAAGAUAUCAGGGGCAGGACAACAAGAGGAAGCCAGCUGGCUCCUCUUGUCGUGAGUCAUCUUCUUCAAAGCUGAUGUGCUCAAACAUGAAUGCAUUUCAUUUUACCGUGUGAUUUGACCAUUUUACAUGUGGCAAACUGUCAAACCUUUAAUCACCGAGCUGUUCUAUUUAUGGUCGUCACAUUUGGCCCGCCAUGUUUACAAGCACGGGUGUACAGGUGGAUAUUCGGCACCAACUCCAAGUUAUUAGCAGUAAUGCAUGUCAGGUGUAUUGGAGACUGUGUAUCUGAAGAUAAGGGGAUUUACAUUGGUAAAAUUGUAGUUGCGGCAAUGUCACCGCGGCCGUGGCUACCUUACUUAAUUUCCAGUGGCGGGCUUCACUGGGCCACUUUUUUUUUUUUACCAAAAAAUACACGGCCAGUCAAAAGUUUGGACACAGUUUCGUGUCCAAACUUUUGACUGGUAGUGUAUAAGAACAUCACCACAGGCUAGCGUAUGUUACUAAUAGUAGUUUCACGGAACAGAUUGUAAAAUAUUUUUCAAUUCAAUUCAAAAUGACAAAUUAAACUUCAUAAAAACUGGCAUAAAUUGUCUUUCGGCCCAAAUAAGAUGAUUGGUCACUCAUCGCUGUCUGGUAUUCAUAAAGAUUUGUGUAUCCACACACACAAAAGCAGUCUCAGAUGGGUGAUCAACAAUUUGCAGUCAUGUAGUUGUUAUAGGCAAAAUAUGCAAUGAUAGCUAACGUUAUGAGCUAAACUUUGCCAAAUGUCUAUCAUUAGCUGACAACCAACAUAACUAGUGCCUAUGUGCAUGUUACGUCAGGCAUACUCAAAGCAGGAAGAGGGUGGGAUAUAAUGCUUAGCAGUUUGUUCGAACAUGAGCGCUCUGUAGGCAGGAGGAGGAAUCCUUUGCAAUCGGUCCCUUUAUGUCUGGCUCCAAAGAUGUCUUUGUCUUUGCAUAUAAGAGCAUAUUGAGUUGAAUGUCUUCAUUAGCAAGUGCUUAUAGAGGCCUGGAAGAAGAACUGGAACUACACUAUGUUUGUGCACCUCAAAGUGAACGGACGGGUAUGAACACCCAGUCGUGCUACUUAUCCGGUCACUUUACUGCAUUAAUGCAAACCCUGUGCCCCCAAUGCAGAGCCAUCCCAUGCUGCUGUCUCAGAGCUGAUCUGCAUCUGUCAGCAUCUGCAGGUCAUCAAUUCGAACUAUCCUGUCUCUUCAGAGCCAUUACUGCACGCCCACCUCCAAAAGAAUGAACAUGUGCAACAUAUUUGCCUGGCUUUGCAUUGAUUUGUUUGACAGGUGACAAGCAGCUGCACAAUUUGCAUCCUGCCAGAGUUGCCUUGGAGAAAGUCUUGAGUCUUCUUCAAGUAAGUCAAGGCAUCUGUUUAAUUCUUUUGAUGGCUUUCUUUAAGACGCGAGUGUUUUAAGCAACAUUUGUGAAGGAGUUGUAAAAAUACUGCAUACAUUUCACGUUAUCAGACAAUACAGUAUAUAGUACAGUACUUCAAUUUAUGAGAUCACGUGGCUGCAUCACGAGGCCUCACAAAUUAAUCCAGAAUAACUUUCAUCCACUAAAACUACUUUCUGUGCAGGCAUGCAAGUGAAUAACUAUAAUUUGACAUUUAAUUCAAUAAAUAAUCGUGUGCUUUACCUUUUUUUUUAAUUAUUGGAAAAUGCAUCUAUAGCAAUGAAAGUUACAUUGAAUC